AACAAAACAUUUCUUCUCGGAGCCUUCCAAUAUCUGUUGAUUUAAAAACUGUGACUUCUGCUGACUCUUCACUUCUGCUGAUAAGAUUGUCUGCGCGCGCAGUCAUUAAUCAGUCACCAUCUGUUGACUUGACAACCAGCCCAACUUUGAAGUCACCUAGACGAGUCACCACAUUCAUCUCACCAUUUACCAACGCGUUGCUUGUUUCUGCCCAUUCUUUCCCGUUGGACCAAGAAAGAGAGAGCUUAGGAAAUCAAACAAAAAACUUAAACACUAAGGGAGACCCAGGUGACCCAGGCAACCCACCCGACCCACAGUCCCUGACCCACAAGAAUAGCAUGAAACUCUUACAGAAGGCGCAAGAAAUUAUCAGAACCAGCAUGUCCACCAGCCCCAACAAACACCAACUGUCGGUCACCUCCAACAACAACGCCCCAAAGUCACACUACAGACUUGUGGUGAUGGGGGCGGCAGGGGUGGGCAAGACGGCCAUCAUCUCACAGUUCCUCUACGACCAGUUUGUCUCAGAAUACAAGGAGACUAUUGAAGAGCUCCACCGAGGCGAGUACGACAUGAAUGGCGUCCACCUGACCCUUGACAUUCUGGACACUUCCGGUUCGCACCAGUUUCCGGCCAUGCGGAAGUUGGCCAUCGAUAACGGCGACGCCUUCGUUCUGGUCUACUCAGUAGAGGACGAAUAUUCGUUUCAGGAGAUCACCAAACUACGUCAGCAGAUUCUGGACGAGCGGGCGGAGAGUGACGUGCCCAUCGUGAUUGUGGCCAACAAAACGGACGUCGGCGAGUCCCGACGGACAAUCCUUCCGGAAACAGCCGAGAGCCUGGUCUGUCUGGACUGGGGAAACGGGUACGUGGAGGCCUCGGCCAAGGAAAACAUCAACAUCGUCGGCAUCUUCAAGGAGAUCCUCCGACAGUCCAAGGUCCGGUACGAGCUGAGUCCGGCAGUCCGAAGACGCCGAGAGUCCAUGCCGUCCUCUAACGACAACAAGAAGAAGAACAAGUUGGCCAAACGCAGGACGCAGAGCGUCAAUACGUAAACCUACGUCAGACCACUGCGUGUAAAUAUAUCACCGGCUUAACGAAUCAAAACACGAGAUCUUAAUGACACCAGCAUUGACGUCAAUCCUAGAAUGACAUGUCAUCAAACACCAAGUGACAUUUAUGCCAUGUGUUAUUAAAAUAAUGGUUAGAAUGUUUUAUUUUCUAAUCCAUGAAAUCAUAACCGUAUCAUCCAUCGGGUUGGUGUUCUGCUAUGUGUUAGAGGAUUGACCUUUGGCAAGGGCAGUCACUCGCCUGGGCUGACCUCCAUCUUGUUUCUAUUGUACACAAAGGCUGCCUAUUUUUGUAUACAUGCCAAUGCAAACUUCGCCUUGACAAUGUUUAUUUAAAAUAUGAAUUUGUAUGUCUGUCUGUAUGUCUGUCUAAAUGUCUGACGUGUUUGACAGAUCUGUGAGUGUGAAGCAAGUUUUGAUACACGUCUGAUACACGUUUGGUACAACUUUGGUACAAGUUUGAUAACGUUUGGUACAAGUUUGGUACAAGUUUGAUAACGUUUGGUACAAGUUUGGUACACAGUUGAUACACGUUUGGUUUAAGUUUGAUAACGCUUGGUACAAGUUUAGUACAAGUUUGAUAA
Physella acuta is the source of this 1654-nucleotide messenger RNA. RefSeq names its product ras-related protein Rap-1b. Gene Ontology annotation, molecular function: GTP binding; GTPase activity. Lineage: Eukaryota; Metazoa; Mollusca; Gastropoda; Physidae. The record is from RefSeq and is a predicted model, not a curated record.